AUGGAUAAAGAAAAAAGAUUUAAAUUUGUGUGGAACCGAGAGAGUAUUAUUGCUUUAAUAGAGCUAUAUCGAACACAUUUUGUGCUUUACAAGACUAAAGAUCCUCAGUACCAUAACAAAACUAAAAGGCAAGAAGCUUUGGAGUCAAUCCGAAUGGAAUUAAAUGAAUUGAGUGAGUUUAUAUCCAGGCAAUGUCUUGAAAUAAAUGACAUUAAAGUUAAAAUAUGUACAUACUCUCAGAACCCAGAAUCUCAGUUGGAGCAAAGUACCCAAAGCCAAAUAGAGAUUGAGUAUGAAGAUGGGACAGUAUGCGAAGAAGGUAUCGAUGAUUUAUCUCAGAAUGUAACUGGUGAAACAAAUAAAUCUGAAGUGUCUGAAACAAUUAAAAUAAUUAAUGGACCUGGGCCGAUGGAAGAAACCCCAAAACAUGAAAAAACUUUUGUUUAUGAAGAAGUUGCCAGGUUUAUUGGUAAAGCUACAAAUAUGCUGUCAGAGAAAAAAGAAAAUGUAGCUCCAUCAGAUGAUAUUAAAGCUUUUAGCAGGACCAUUGCACAUGAGCUAAAAAAAAUUAAAAAAACUGAGAUCCUAAGGGGAAUUAAAAGAAAAAUAUUUUCAGAUAUUAUGGAUGCACAGGAUGCAGACAAUUAAGGGAAUUUGAAGGUGAAUUAAGGCAAACGUAA
Psylliodes chrysocephalus is the source of this 680-nucleotide messenger RNA. The record is from the annotation of a GenBank genome assembly. NCBI's taxonomy places the organism in Eukaryota, Metazoa, Arthropoda, Insecta, Coleoptera, Chrysomelidae.